CUCGCAUGAGCGAGCAAUAUGAAUGUAUAUCAUCAUCUACUGUGCCCGGGCACACAUUCACAGAUGGCAAAGACGCUGCUGAAAAUGUACGCAGUGAGCUGUGUCCGUCUCUGGGCUGCCUUGUGUCUCCUACAUACAGGUCCAUCCCACCAUACCGGGGCUUGCGCGGUGCACCCUGGCUUUCAGUCGGUGGAGGUCGGGGACAACGCGACGUUCACGAGCACCUUUCAGGAUGACUCGUCGAGUGGCGACCACCUCGAGCCACUGCCACUAUUCUGGAAAUUCUCUGUGUCUGGCAUCCAAAACAGGACCUGGCAGCGGAGAUUCGAGAAUGGCACCGUCGUUUCUGGGGUCACCUUGGUCAACGUGCAGCCGCCGUGCCAACAGUACAUCGGAAUCAUACUCUUUAAAAAUGGCGAAAUGUGUCCAGUUGCCACUCUCAACGUAACAGGCACUGUUAAGAUUAAUAAUGACGGCAAAGGCGAGGUCUUUCCCAAGGAGAAAAGCGUCCGGCAAGGAGACUCCGCAACCUUCAAGUGCAGAAUACCUGCGGAUAAAUGCCAAACGCUGAACUUAACCUGGAAGAUAUUAGCCACGGGCCAGGUGAUGUGGCAUCAAUCGACCGAGUUGCAACGGGGAGAGGGUUUUAUAUUUUCCUCGGUCACUUUCAAGAAUGUGCAUAGUCCGACCCUCGCCACCAGCUUCAUCCGAGUCAACUGCUACUUGCAUCGGGCACAAAAUACGUCCACUUUUGUGGAUACGGCUUUGCUUAAAUUUGUGGAUCUUAGUGCAAAAGGUGAACUCGCGUUUUACUUGUGCGCACUCGAUGCAUGGCAUUUAGCUGACCGUUGUUGUAAAAGGAACGUCGGUGCAAUGUUUGCAAAUUAAAAUAUCCUCUUAAGCGUAGGCAACAGAACAUUUGCACUUACCACAUUACUGGUAACUUUGAAAUUGUGCAAACUUGUCAUACAAGUUGAAUUGACAAACAUCAAUAUUCAAACGUCCUUUAAAGGGGUAAUUAACCUGAAUAUCGGUGGUACGUUAACUUAAUACACAGCGUGCUGUAUGUGGAAUUGGACUGCCAAAAACUGUACUUCAGUUGUCUGAAAAUACAAUGUGGGAUUAUGAGUGGAUUGUUUUAAUUGUACAAAACG
Molecule: messenger RNA, 1154 nt
Organism: Lethenteron reissneri (Far Eastern brook lamprey)
Lineage: Eukaryota; Metazoa; Chordata; Hyperoartia; Petromyzontiformes; Petromyzontidae
Source: RefSeq, a predicted model, not a curated record